AUUUGUUUCCGAAAGAAGAAAGAGAAUAGCGCGAUUCAUUUCAACACAGAUACGUGUGUGUGUGUGUGUGUGUGUAGUGCGUGAAGUUGAGACGACGUCGUAGCGUGCAUCGAAGAUGUUUCGGAACCAGUACGAUACCGACGUGACGACAUGGUCGCCGGCGGGGAGGCUUUUUCAGGUGGAGUAUGCAAUGGAGGCAGUGAAGCAAGGGUCGGCGGCGAUAGGUUUGAGAUCGAAGACGCACGUGGUCUUGGCUAGUGUGAACAAGGCCAACUCCGAAUUGUCUUCACACCAGAAGAAGAUCUUCAAGGUGGAUGACCACAUCGGCGUGGCCAUCGCCGGUCUCACUGCCGAUGGACGUGUUCUCUCCAGAUACAUGCGAUCCGAGUGUAUCAAUUACAGUUACUCUUACGAGUCUCCUCUUCCUGUUGGCCGACUCGUAGUACAACUCGCUGACAAAGCUCAGGUCCAAAGCCCUAAUCCCUUUCUGCCUAUACAUUCUUAUUCGUUUGUUCGGUGCCGAAUGCCGAGUGUUGGAAGUGAUCAUUGUCUGAUGAGGAAGAAGAAAGCAUGGAAUCCACCUGCUGUUCCAAACCAUACCAGCUUUGGGAUUCUAAGUCUAGAUUUUAUUUUUCUUAUUCAUUUCUCAGUGCAAGCAGUGGAGUCCCAGUGUAAAAUCCCAUCCUUGCCUUAUUACAAGCCCAUAAACCCUACUCCUUUCUCCAUAACAAACCCAAAAGCCCAACCCUUCCCUUUGGCGGGGAUUCAGGUUUGCACACAGCGCUCAUGGAAACGGCCAUAUGGUGUUGGUCUGCUGGUAGGUGGGUUGGAUGAAUCUGGAGCUCAUCUAUACUACAACUGUCCAAGUGGGAACUACUUUGAAUAUCAAGCUUUUGCCAUGGGGUCUCGCUCACAAGCUGCAAAGACGUACUUGGAGCGGAAGUUUGAGAACUUCAUGGACUCUUCAAGAGAUGAUCUACUCAAGGAUGCACUUUUUGCACUAAGGGAAACUUUACAAGGAGAAAAGCUUACCAGCUCAAUAUGCACGGUUUCUGUGCUAGGAGUAGGAGAGGCAUUCCAUACAUUGGACCAGGAAACUGUACAAGCGUUGAUCAAUGCAUUCGAGGUUGUGGGUGAAGAGGGUCCUACUGAGGAAGCUGCAGCUACUGACCUAGGUGCUGCUGCUGACCAGGGAGUCCCUGCUGACGAGGGUGUGGCUCCAAUGGAUAUUUGAAGAUAUGGCAGCCUUUAUUCGCCUUGCUUACUUAUCUUAGAAUGAGGUUUCUAAGAUAUGUCGGUAGAAACAUCAGUUUCUGGUUGGAUAUUUAUUUUUUGUGGGAUUGUCUUUUUAUUUUAUUGAUGAAAACAUUUAACAGCAUGCUUAUGUUGGGCUUCCCUUUUAAAUUGUAUUUGAAAUUGUUUCACAUCUAGAUGAAUAUUGAUUGCGUUAAUCUAGGC
Ilex paraguariensis (yerba mate) is the source of this 1458-nucleotide messenger RNA. The record is from the annotation of a GenBank genome assembly. NCBI's taxonomy places the organism in Eukaryota, Viridiplantae, Streptophyta, Magnoliopsida, Aquifoliales, Aquifoliaceae.